Molecule: messenger RNA, 1077 nt
Organism: Acanthoscelides obtectus
Lineage: Eukaryota; Metazoa; Arthropoda; Insecta; Coleoptera; Chrysomelidae
Source: the annotation of a GenBank genome assembly
ACUGUCAAUCUUGAUAGUGUCAUUUGACUUUUGUAUUGAGUUUGAAAUUUGUCUAUUUUGCUGUUUGUUUUUUGCAUGUUCUAUCAUCAUCAAUAAUAAGUGCUACACAGAUUAUAGAAUCCACAACUUAUAACUUGUUAUCAAAAUGGAAGGACCGCAGGUGAUAGUAAAAUGUCCGUUCAACCCCCAGCACAUAAUGCCUAAGAACUCCUUGCAAAGGCACGUUAUCAGAUGCAUGGUCAACUACCCAGAGUACAAAACAUGCCCUUACAACGCUUUGCACAGAUUCAGGACCAAGGAACUGCUCGCGGAACACAUGUUCCAGUGCGACUCCAAAGACUUGUACAUUGAUUUAGGAAAUCAUAACUUUGGGUCUACGGAUAUACACGUCGACACCGCCAGAAAUUCAGUUCAGACGGAGAGGACUGGGAUGCCAUAUAUCGAUAGUUUUGGGAGGAGUAGGAACUGUUUCAAAGCUAAAACGUUGAGAUGAAAACUAACUUGGUUGUUAGGGCAUUGUUCCAUAUACAGAAAUUAAGGGAAUUAGGUGUUUGAGGCUAUUUUUGUGCAGAAUACAUUUUCAAGAAUCGACUAGGUAAAAUUCCCAUGUACCUAAAAUGAGAUAUGACCUGUUAAUUGAUUAAUGAAUGGUUUUCUAAAGAAAAUAGAGAUUGCUGCAUUAGAGACUCGAAAUUUUGAGAAAAGAGGUCAUUAAACCAUUAUGUUUAUGAUUAGAAUCGUAUGGAUGUGUAUUCUGCACAAAACAUGUUAUCAAAAAAAAAAUUCAUUUUUCCUUGAAGAAUCAUUAAUAUUUUUCUAAUAUAUAUAAUGUAAUGUCUCGAAUUAGUAGCGCCAUUUAUUUUGUAUGUGAUGUUUUAAACAUUCAGGUUGACAAUUGAAAUGUAUUAACUACACUCCUUAAGUAUAAAAUGCAGUAAUUAAAAAGCUGCUUUUUGUGUUUUAUUUUUAGCUUAGCAAGGAUUAUUUUCUAAUAAAUUGUUAUGAAUUAUUGAUUCUUCACACUAUUAUAGCUUUUGUUACUUUUGCUUUAAGCUUAUGCACCAAUUAGUAAAGCUU